This is a messenger RNA of Aureobasidium pullulans EXF-150, 1551 nucleotides long. RefSeq lists its product as uncharacterized. Gene Ontology annotation, biological process: DNA-templated transcription. The record is from RefSeq and is a predicted model, not a curated record. NCBI's taxonomy places the organism in Eukaryota, Fungi, Ascomycota, Dothideomycetes, Dothideales, Saccotheciaceae. The transcript is spliced from 6 exons. Bases 1 to 1551 code for a protein of 516 amino acids. Gene Ontology annotation, molecular function: zinc ion binding; DNA binding.
AUGCGAAUACAAACUGAGCCAUAUCGCUAUCUGCUCGAUUCCCACUGGUCUUGGAUACAGCCUCUCUUCAAUUUCGUAUACCGUCCUGCUUUUACUCGCGACAUGAAGACAGGAGGUCAAUACUAUUCAGCAGCUUUGUUCAACGCAAUCCUCUCACACUCUGUUCGAUGGUGCAAGACCGAGCCAGGGAUGGAACAACUACUCGCCCCUUUUAACGAAGGAUCUAGCUUCUUCCAGACUGCAGUCACGAAUGUGUUCGAAAACCUCAGGACUGGACGAAGUAAGAUACCAUCAGUACAGAGUCUGCUGCUACUCAGUGCUCAAGAGUGUGGCCGUGGAAACAGGACACAAGCUUGGUUGUACAGCGGUAUGGCUUUCCGGCUCAUCGAUGAUAUGGGCAUGUGUAUUGAUGGUCAACGCUACACCGACAGUGCAAAACUUUCGGCCGAAGACAUCGAGAUUCGGAAUAGGUUAUUCUGGAGCUGCUUCUUCUGGGACAAACUCAUUGCUCUCUACUUUGGACGAGCACCCGUACUACAGAACUCUCACAUCAGCCCGCCACGAGUAAUUAUGGACGACACGGCAGAGACUGAAUUAUGGAUGCCACAUGGGCUUUCGUCACCCGAUUAUCCUCCCAGACAAGCACAUUCGAUCUCAUGCUUUAUACAAAUGUGUGGACUUGCCGAAAUACUCAAUCAAGUUCUCAUCCAAUUCUACGGUCCGACUUGCGACUUGUCUUCGUCCAAAGCUCUCGCAUGUGCUCUCGAACAAAGCUCAAAGAUGAGGGUCUGGUGGAGAGACCUACCCGAGCAUUUGAAGAUCAACGUCGGAGCCCUGCCGCGACAGGCACCUCCGUCUCACAUCGUGACUUUGAAUUGCCUGUACCAUACGAUAAACAUACUGCUUCAUCGCACGUUGCUGAGACUCAGCAGCUCAAAUCGUGCCCCAUCAGACAUCAACAUCGACCAGAAUCCUUUGAUUCAAUGCAUCUCUUCUGCAGCCUCGAUAAUAGCUCUGUUCGACCUCUUCGUUCGCACCUUUGGAGAUGGACAUGUCGUCUUGAGCUUGGCAUACAGUCUCUACACCGCGACAUCUAUCUUGUUGCUCGAGCUGCAGGCAAAUCCGAGAAACCCACAGAGGUACACAAUGGAAAGGCUGAGUUAUUGCUUGUCGGCAUUGGAGAGGGUCAAGAAGACGAAUCCAGUCAUCGCAACGGCUUCAGAGCUGAUACACAAGGAACUCGAAGCUUUAGGAUUAGAUAUACACGCCUACACUACUUUGCCCAAUGCAACAGGCGACCGAACAGGACAGUCGCUUCACCAGCCCACAUUCGUACCUCUAUCUACUGGUAGCCAGUCAUCCGCUCAAAAAACUUCUUCUGUACCGGACCAUCGCAAUUUCGUCUUCAUGGACGCUUGCUACCUGGAUAAUGAUGAUCUGACUGGAGGCAUGGAUUACGACAUAUUGGACAUGAGUCCAAGUGCUUUCGAAGCAUUUACCCAAAUCGAGCCAUUGAGUACGACGAUGAACCCUGGAUUUGACUUCUUCUAA